AACGCGUAUUCAACAUGGCGUCUCACAGAACUGCUUGACUUCUGGCUACAAGACCAAAACAAAGCUGAAGCUAAACAAUACGGUGUAGUGAGUUUAUAAUAAUAUAACAGGCAGGAGGAUGAAACUGUUGCUGAAUGUAUUAAAACGAAUACACAAACCAGCCGUUUACAGCAGUCAGCCCCGCUGCCGGAGCUCGUCUGCCCGCAGCGGCCUGCUGCCUCUCCGGGAUGAGGCUCUCAUCGUCGGGUCAAACCCGGAGCUGGUGCAGAGACUCGGGCCACAGGUGGAGGUGAGGACGGGCUUCAUCACUGAGGAGGAGGAGGGGGCUUUCAUGCAAGAGCUGGAGCUAGGCCUGAAGAAGAAACGCUACGAAUUUGACCAUUGGGACGGUGCUAUUCACGGGUACCGAGAGACUGAGCGAGUGAUGUGGGGGGAAAGGUGUGAGGAGGUCUUGAGUCGUGUUCGAUCUGGAGCGUUUCCUGAGGGGAGUCCUCUCCUCGGGCCGGUGCACAUUCUGGAUCUGGACAAGACUGGCUACAUCAAGCCUCACAUUGACAGUGUCAAGUUCUGCGGCAGCACCAUUGCUGGGUUGAGUCUCCUGUCAGACAGCAUCAUGCGCUUAGUGAAGGAGGAUGACGCCGAAGAAUGGCUGGACCUGCUGCUGCCCCGAUUCUCCCUCUACAUACUGAGGGACCAGGCUAGAUAUAACUUCACCCACCAGAUCCUGAAAGAUGAGGAGUCUGUUUUUAACGGACAGAGAGUGCCUCGGCUGCGUCGAAUCUCCGUCAUCUGUCGGAACCUUCCGGGUUAACAACCACUUCCUCUCAGCUUGGAAAUGAACAAUACAUAACAUAAAUAAAGAAUGAUGUCACUGAUCACCACUAAGAUCUAAAAA
Messenger RNA from Gymnodraco acuticeps, 895 nucleotides. It is a transcript of the gene alkbh7, whose product is annotated as alkB homolog 7. Bases 119 to 811 code for a protein of 230 amino acids. Gene Ontology annotation, cellular component: mitochondrial matrix. NCBI's taxonomy places the organism in Eukaryota, Metazoa, Chordata, Actinopteri, Perciformes, Bathydraconidae. The record is from RefSeq and is a predicted model, not a curated record. The transcript is spliced from 4 exons. Gene Ontology annotation, biological process: fatty acid metabolic process; DNA damage response.